Messenger RNA from Poecilia reticulata (guppy), 548 nucleotides. RefSeq names its product adipogenesis associated, Mth938 domain containing (gene aamdc). The record is from RefSeq and is a predicted model, not a curated record. NCBI's taxonomy places the organism in Eukaryota, Metazoa, Chordata, Actinopteri, Cyprinodontiformes, Poeciliidae. Gene Ontology annotation, biological process: positive regulation of fat cell differentiation. Gene Ontology annotation, cellular component: cytoplasm.
UUUAAUUAAAAAUAUGACAAAGGGUUGUGUUGGGGGGGUUUACGUGUUGUUUACAACUCGGGACGUGUCCACAGUUUACCUUUAACUCUUAUUUAAGAAUCGGACAGUGGCUGUUGAUGUUAAACGCCUUGUUGAACUAUGACCUCCCCAGAAAUUGCCACCCUGUCCUGGGGCCUGAUGAAGGUGAAGGGAUGCUCCUCCAGCUACAAGGACUGUAAGGUCUGGCCUGGAGGCAGCCGGGCCUGGGACUGGAGGGAGACCGGGACUGAUCAUUACCCAGGAGUGCAACCUGCUGACCUGGAGGAGGUGAUGAAGAAGGGAAUAGAACUGCUGGUCAUUGGGAGAGGAAUGAGCGAAGCUCUACAGGUUCCUUCUUCGACUCUGAAUUUCGUGAAGCAGCAAGGCAUUGAAGUCCGAGUCCUCCCGACUCAGAAGGCCGUCGCUGAAUACAACAAGCUGGCUGUUCAAGGAGCCAAAGUGGGCGGCGUUUUCCACUCAACCUGCUGAUCCCGCCUUCCUGGAUGCGAUUAAACAUGUUUAACGGUUCA